AAUAAUAUUCGAUUAGAGUGUGGCAUAUCCGGCGGUUUAUUAGGAUCUCUCAUCUUCCCUAAACACCUGAUUUCGCAAACUUUUUGCUUCUUCUUAGUUUCUCCUGUGGUCUAUGAGAUUCUGAUCUUGUUGUAGCUAUGGACGAAAGCAUAGGUCUUUACCCUCUUCAUCGUUGCAAAACCAUUCACCUGGUGAGACAUGCUCAAGGGAUUCAUAAUGUAGCUGGUGAAAAAGAUCACAGUGCUUACUCUUCUGAGGAUUACUUUGAUGCUCAUCUUACCCCUCUUGGUUGGCAACAGGUUGAUAAUCUACGGAACCAUGUUCUAGCUAUUCAACUCUUGAACAAGGUUGAACUUGUCAUUGUUUCACCUUUGCUUAGAACUAUUCAAACAGCUGUUGGUGCUUUUGGAGGUGAAGAAGAUACUAAUGGAGGGGAUGCAACACCGUUAAUGGUGGCUAAUGCUGGGAACAGCGAUCGUCCUGCGAUUUCAAGCUUAAAUAGCCCGCCUUUCCUUGCUGUUGAGCUUUGCAGGGAAACUAUGGGGGAUCAUCCUUGUGACAGGCGAAGAAGCGCCACUGAGUACAAGGCUCUUUUUCCCGCAAUCGAUUUCUCCAUUAUUGAAACCGACAAGGAUGUUUUGUGGAAGCCGAGUCCAAGAGAGAGCCUUGAAGAAGUAGCAGCCAGAGGUGUAGAGUUCAUCAAAUGGAUAUGGACUAGGAAAGAGAAGGAGAUCGCAAUUGUAUCUCACAGCGGCUUCUUGCACGGUCUCUUGAGUUCUUUCGGGAAGGAUUGUUGCGAUGACCUAAAGAAAGAGCUGUCUAUACAUUUCAGCAACUGUGAGCUUCGCUCAAUGGUCAUUGUGGAUCGAGGGAACCUGGGGACUGAUUCUGCAGAGACCACAAACUAUCCUGGAAAGCUUCCUCAAGGACUUGAUAAUCCAAGUGGCUAAAUGGCUGAAGAGUAAGAGAGAGCACAAGUUUCUAAGAGUGUUUUUUCCUUAUAAAAGAAUAAAUUACAUGAUGCUUCCAUUGGACUAGAAUUUGGAAUUUUCAGUGAUUGAUGCACAUUAGUGAAAUUUGGUAUGUAGUAGCCUAGUAGGAUGACUCAAUGAAUUUACUGUAUGAUUGGUACUACCCAAACAAAAUUUAGCGGUAGCUUUAAUCUUUCU
Arabidopsis lyrata subsp. lyrata is the source of this 1169-nucleotide messenger RNA. Its product is annotated as phosphoglycerate mutase-like protein. Gene Ontology annotation, molecular function: phosphatase activity. The record is from RefSeq and is a predicted model, not a curated record. The transcript is spliced from 9 exons. NCBI's taxonomy places the organism in Eukaryota, Viridiplantae, Streptophyta, Magnoliopsida, Brassicales, Brassicaceae. Gene Ontology annotation, cellular component: cytoplasm. Bases 138 to 950 code for a protein of 270 amino acids.